This is a messenger RNA of Schistosoma haematobium, 786 nucleotides long. RefSeq lists its product as uncharacterized. Lineage: Eukaryota; Metazoa; Platyhelminthes; Trematoda; Strigeidida; Schistosomatidae. The transcript has 4 exons. The record is from RefSeq and is a predicted model, not a curated record. Bases 1 to 786 code for a protein of 261 amino acids.
AUGUCAGAAAAUAUUGUAACCAAUUUUCCUUGUUUCACAUUUCCACUACAAUCAUUUAUUGAAGCAAAAGUUUCAUUUAAUAAACGAAGUAGCACUCAUAAACUACAUUUGCCAGCUCCUUCUCCAAAGUGUUUAUGGAAUAUACCAGCACCAGAUUUCAGUUUAUACAGGUGGGAACCGAAUCCCCCUAAGAGAAACAGUCGUCAAUCGAUAAAACCUGAAAGAAUUAAAACUGUGAAACAGGAAAACGACAGUGUUGACAAUAAGAUUAUGGAAUCAACUGGGGAACACGAUAGAGAGACAAUUCCUAGAUUAAAAUUUGUCAGAUCUAUGAGACCUUACACAGCUAAGAUUUUAUUUGUCAAAUGUGGGUCCUUUAAACCAGGUCCGUACAUAAUGCCUAAACCACAUGACCAUCGAGGAUUGACACCUACGAAUGAAAGUAAACAUCCGAAGUUUAUCACAACAUAUGAAAAAGAUCCGAUGAAUCUCAAUUUCCUAAAGAAGACAAGACAACAAAUAUGGGGAACUAACUGUGAAAACACAGUAGUACGAAAACUGCCGAGCUCAUUCCUGAAGCCAUUAAAACAAGAUAAAGAAUGGGAAAAAGAACUGUACCUACCAAAAGAUCCAUACCCAAACAGAGAGAGAUGUUUUACAAGACAUCGACUUCAGUUUCGUGAUCCACAUGAAGUUUUCUUAGAUAAAGUUGCUACUAAAUUGGAAGUAUUGUGGAGGGAUCGAGACGAUAGAAUCCAUCUCUCUAGAAGAAAUACAUUUGGAUAA